AUGGUUCAACAACAGCAGCCCCAGCAGCAGCAGCAACAACAACAACAACAAUCGCAGCUUCCAUCUUCUGCCUCGGCAGCAGUUGCCCUCUCCGACUGUGGCCCUCACCCGAAUGGCCAUCAGCUGGCGAGCAGCUCACCCGACAGUGCCAACAACAAUCACCCCCACCACCACUUAAAGUCAGUGGGACCAUCGUCCGUGAUCACCAGCACCAGCACCACCACUGCAGCAGCAUCAAUGGCAGCCCUCUCACCUGAAGCAGCAUCCCUCUCCACUAGUCCAGUCGUCUACGGAGAGCUGAUCAUUCUAGGGUACAACGGCAGCCUGCCGCAGGGCGAAAAGGGCCGUCGUCGGUCAAAGUACCAGCUGAUGAGGCGACUGGCGGCGAAUGGCAUCAAAAAGUCGAAGCACUACUCGGUGAAGCAGCCGCAGACUUCCAAGGCCAUCCAAGACAAGGACCUGCACUCCAUCUCCUUCACCCUCUGUCGAUCUCAGGCGAUCAUCGUUGAAUAUCAGCACGACGAGGAGACGGACAUGUUUCAGGNUUGCCCUUUGCCUAAUCCUCUCCUCCUCUCCCCUCAGAUUGGCCGCUCCUCAGAGAACCCCAUUGACUUUGUUGUGAUUGACACUGUGAUGCUCGACCCGAGCCGGAGCAGCAGCCCGGUGCAGCAGUCGACCAUCUCCCGCUUCGCCUGUCGCAUCCUCGUCGACCGCCGUCCGCCGUACUGCGCCCGGAUCUACGCCGCCGGCUUCGACUCCUCGAAGAACAUCUUCCUGGGGGAGAAGGCGACCAAGUGGCAGGCCAACGGGGAGAUCGACGGACUGACCACCAACGGCAUACUCAUCAUGCACCCCAAGAGGCCCUUUCUCAGACAAGGUCACCUGGGCGGCGUCUGGCGGGAGGUGUCCGUCUGCGGCGAGAUCUACUCGGUGCGGGAGACGCGGUCCGCCUCGCAGAAGGGCGUCCGCAUCGAGGCGGAGACGAACGUCCUGCAGGACGGCACGCUGAUCGACCUGUGUGGGGCGACGCUGAUGUGGCGCAGUGCCGAGGGCCUGAGGCGGUCACCGACCAGGCGCCACCUCGAGGAGAUGAUCGACGCGCUGAACGCCAGUCGGCCGCAGUGCCCCGUCGGCCUCAACACGCUGGUCAUUCCGAGGAGGGCGUCAGCAGGGGGCGGCGUCUGUGGUCAGCUGGCGGCCAGUCUGGCGGCGGGAGGCAGUGUGGACGACGAGAAGCAGCC
Rhagoletis zephyria (snowberry fruit fly) is the source of this 1241-nucleotide messenger RNA. The record is from RefSeq and is a predicted model, not a curated record. NCBI's taxonomy places the organism in Eukaryota, Metazoa, Arthropoda, Insecta, Diptera, Tephritidae.